CGUAGCAGAUCCAUUCACCUCUCGAUCUCUCCUCUCUGGACUCGAUCUUCCACUCAGUUCACAACCCAACCCAAGGAUUUUUCAAUCUUCCUCCAUUUUCCCUCCAAAUAUUUUCCGCGACUUCACUCUACAUCUACUCUAAUCUUUAAACCCUGAAAAUUUCAUCUUCAUUUAGGGUUUAUCAUAAACCCUAUGUGGUUAUUCAACCACACCAAUUUCUAUUUCUGCCUCUCCAAGAAUCUAAUUGAUCUGGGUUUUCUUGAAUUCUGUUUAGUAAUUUUAAUUUUUGAAUGCCACUCUAGUGUUUGCUAGAACUUGCGUGCCUUUUUUUUUUUGUUGGUUUGUUUUCCGCGGAAAAUCUUGCUAUUGGAUGGUUCUUGGGUUUCUUGUUUUUCAAUUGGUUGCUGAUUAAUGGAUUAUUAUUGACAUGAGGGUUCAAAUAUGAGCAAUGGGGGUGCACAGACUACACAGGGAAGACCCAAAGCUGAUGACUUUGGUCGCGCGGUUUCCAGAAUGGCUGUGUCACAAAUGUGCGAGACCGUGGGGUUUCACGGGUUCAAAGAGUCGGCUUUGGAUGCUCUCACCGAUGUUGCAAUUCGUUACCUCCUUGACCUUGGCAAGACUGCAAACUCUCACGCUAAUUUAUCAGGUAGAACUCAAUGUAAUUUAUUUGACAUAGUUCGAGGAUUUGAAGACAUGGGUGCACCACGAGGGUUUUCGGGUGCAUCAAAUUCUGGCAAUUGUGUUGUUAGUUCGGGUACCAUUAAGGAGAUAAUUGAAUUUGUGGGUUCUACUGACGAGAUCCCUUUUGCUCAACCAGUGCCACCUUUUCCAGUUGUUAGAGAUAGGAGAUUAAUUCCUAGUUUUUUAAACAUGAGUGAAACACCGCCUGGAAAGCAUAUCCCGGCUUGGUUGCCUGCUUUUCCUGAUGCUCACACCUAUGUCCACACUCCUAUGUGGAAUGAGAGGGUCGUGGAUCCUCGUGCAGAAAAAAUUGAGCAAGCAAGGCAGAGGAGAAAGGCGGAGAGGGCCUUGUUGAGUUUGCAGCAGAGGUUGGUGAGCAAUGGCUCAGCAGGAGCUUCUUCAUCAGAGGCCAGCAAUAACAAUGUUAAGGAAUUAGGAGUAGUUGAGUCUAACCCAUUUCUUUCCACACCGUUGAAACCUUGGGAGAAGGAUGUUUCUGCUGUUGUGUUACCUGAAAAGUUAAAAAACAAUAUUUGUUUGAUGGAGGCAUUUGCACCUGCUAUUGAAGCUGCAAAGGAAGGUGGCCUUGUUGACACUGAUAGUGGAGAUAGUGAGAGGAGGUUGCUCCCUGAUAAGAGGCCUGCUGUGAAUUUUAAAUUUAAAACUGGGAAGAAGUUAUUAGGUGAACCUUUGGAUUUGAGUCUUUCAAGAAAGGGUGGAGGGAGUGCCAGGAAUUGGUUAGGGCGAGAGGAGGAGAGGGAUGAUAAGAAGAGGAGAGCAGAGUAUAUACUUAGGCAGUCUAUGGAAAAUCCACAGGAACUCAACCAGUUGUAAAGUAAUUCAUUGACUGACCAACUUAUUCAGGAAUGGCUGUAGCAGUGGGUUACGGGGGCUUGUUGUAUGGAUAUUAUAAAAUUCUAUUGUUUGUCCCUGCAAAUCCCACUGACAAUUUUUGGAGGACAUUAUGCAAUUCUGCUUGAGCAACUUAAUAGCAUUACAAUUGUUUCAUGCAGCAAACAAUUUGACACAUAAUUUAUCUCAAGGGGAAAAAGCAAAUACCUCCCGGUAUAAGAGAAAUGAUCACCAAUAGAAGUUAAGAAGAAUUAUCAAAGAUCCAGUUUAAGUGAUGGCCUUAUAUGUAUUUUUGCUAUUUAGAAUUUCUUUUAUAAAUUGCAAAAAUUUAACAUUCUAAUUUCUCAUAUACUCGGUGGAACACCUGGUAGAAUAGUGACUAGGUAUUAAUAGUGCUAUGACCUGUUUCUAGUGUGAAAAUAAGCAUUUAAUUUCCUCCAUUUCAAUGUGGAUUUUGCCUUCUCUUUUUGCUGAUGAAAAAGGAAAAUUGGUAUUGCAUGCAUGGAUAUUUUUAAUUUGUUGUCAUCUUAAUACGUAGUAACAGGAAGUUUGUUAAUACUGAUUGCAAACCAUUUUAUUUUGGGACGCAUAAAACAUGUUGAUUAUAUCAUUAUAACACCUUUUUGGAAAUGAUGUUUGCUAGUCACACCUCCCUGGAUGUACCCCUUCAGGUUUCUGUACUGCCUGUGCAUUUUAUUAUAAGAUUCUUUGGAGCUUUGUUGUAUCAUAUGGGAUGUAUAGGACAGUCAUUUUGUAGAGUCCAAAUUAUUCUUCCAUUGCAUCUAAUAGCUUGAGAAAUGGAUGAUAUGCAAAAUAGCUUAAUGCCUGCAACUCAGAACUUUUUAGGCUUGGUAUUACUGUUUUAGAUAGCUGAAUCCUUAUUUAUUUAUUUUUUCUUGUUUGUAAUAUAAAUUUGAUUCUGGAUUUAACUAAAAAAAGUUAGGGGCACAUACCAUUUAAUGUGUUGCUUGUGGUUUCCUUUCCCUCAGUAUUCUCUCCACACCUCCCUCAACACACCACUCCCCCUCUCCCUCUCUAUCUCUCUCUCUCUCUCUCUUCCUUGUAGACUCGCCCACUUGAUCCUCUGUAGAAAGUGUGAUAGAGAUGCAUUUUUGUGAGGAUUCCAAUUUCAUUGUACUAGUUCUUUUAUGUUUUUUAGCUAUGGUUGAUAAACUGUUUGUAAAGUUGCAUUGAUUGACCAUUAUGAGAAAUACUACUUUCUCCUUAUACA
Hevea brasiliensis (rubber tree) is the source of this 2767-nucleotide messenger RNA. Its product is annotated as transcription initiation factor TFIID subunit 8-like. The record is from RefSeq and is a predicted model, not a curated record. The coding region runs from base 442 to 1518 and encodes 358 amino acids. The transcript is spliced from 2 exons. Gene Ontology annotation, cellular component: transcription factor TFIID complex. Gene Ontology annotation, molecular function: protein heterodimerization activity. Lineage: Eukaryota; Viridiplantae; Streptophyta; Magnoliopsida; Malpighiales; Euphorbiaceae.